This is a messenger RNA of Schistosoma mattheei, 4244 nucleotides long. Lineage: Eukaryota; Metazoa; Platyhelminthes; Trematoda; Strigeidida; Schistosomatidae. The record is from the annotation of a GenBank genome assembly.
UAACUUUCAAAAUGCCAAGAAGUGCUAGAAAUGUUAAAAGCAAAACACCAAGAGCCUCAAUAGGCGUUUCAGACUGGGAAUCAAAACUUUGCGAUCUCAAUUUGGACGAUGAAGUAUGGAAAAUGUCACUGUCCAUUCUUUCACCAUCACUAUUAGUGGAAAAUGAGAUCAUAUCAAUUUUAGCAGCAAGCAUCGUCAAUGGGCAGCGUCAAAGAUUCACGGUAAUAACAUAUGAAGAUGUAUUGAAUCAAAUUUUCACUCAAUGUAAAGCCAAAAGUCAGAAGGAUGCUCCAGAAUUUUUUGAGAUAUGCAAUGUGGCUAAAAAUGCCAUUGAAACCGUCGAUGCAUUAAAUCCACAGUUACUUUCAAAAGUUUUGAAGUUUAUGUUCAAUAGCAUAAAAACAAUGGACAUUAAGCAGCAGUCAUUAAGAAAGUCAAUUUCGAAGACUAACCAUAUGGAGGAUACUAAGAAGAAAGAAAACCCAAAAGAUAAAAAAUCUGGUGCCAAAGUCAUAAAAUCACAAGAGCCACCAGUAAACAAAGAGAAAAGUAAACUUUAUAAACGUGGGGAAGAAGCAUUAGAAGAGAAAUACCUAGGUGAUGAACCAGAUAAUGGAAUCAGUCGAUAUAUUCUUCUUGUUAAUUUUGAAAAAUGUGGACUUUUAGAAGAGUUAUGUCGUCUAAAAAUAGACAUCCAUAGUAUUAUACGUUUGCACGUAAAUGAUCAAAAACAACUUCAAAUAUUAAUCACCAAACAGAAGGCUGAAAAAAUGUGGGGUUCCAAAGGAUCUGAACAAGAUUUGGAACAGAUGAGAUCUGAAGAGGAGGCAUUAUUACUAGCAGAAGAACAAUUAAAACAGUACUGGCGUGCAACUAGUAUUCUGAUGCGAGAUCAUGUUUAUGAUCGUUUAGGAAAUAUUGCUACGUUAGAUUAUAAUGUCAAAACAGAAUUACUUCCUGAUGACCUUAAUGGGGCGGAAAACAGGGCAUCUUUUGGAGCCACGAUGUUCAAUGAAAUAUCUACUAUUCUGUAUGAUCUGAUAGACUUUAGACGCCAAUGGAAAAAUUAUUUAGAACAUAUAAAAGUCAUUCAUUUACCUAUAUGCCCUCCUUUAUUGAAUGAAAAUGAUUCCUUAAGUAGCAACCAACUGUUGAAAAUGUCUAAACCAGCAAUCGGUUUACAUCCAGAUAAUAUGGAUAAACCUGCAAUAAAAUCUGAAGAUUGUGGUGAUAUUGUAGCAGAAGACUUCGUUGAUAUGAGGUUUUAUAAUGAAAUACUCCAAGGUUUGCCAAUCGAAAGUACUAGCGUUGAGCUAAUACUUCAUGCCGUAUUAGAACAGGUUAUUGCUAAUGAAAAUGAGAUUUUACCACAGGCGGCAUUAAUUGAUGAGAAAGCAAAAAAUGAGGGAUAUGAUCCCCAUAUUUCUAGAAAUAUUGCAAAUGAAGUAGAUAAACUGUUCUUAACUGAAGAAGAGAGAGCUGAAUUAAGUGAAGAAAUGCCAUUACACAAAAAAUCAGGUAAAUCUUCUUUGAAUACAUCACCAUUUGUUAUACUUCAUCCAUAUGAUGAAAAUCGAUAUAAAACGUUGUUUACAGCACAUAAUAAUCAAAAUAAUGAAGAGUUAAUGAAUUCUGAAUUGAAUUUAUACAGUCAAUUAUUUCCAAGUAUAUUUAAUAAUACCUGUAAAGAAAAUACAAAAUUUGAAUGGACACCAGAAUUACAGCUUGAUAAAAGUAAUAAAGAGAAAAUUGGAAAUGAAAUAAUCGAAGAAAGUUUUAAGCGAAUGAAAGAAUUGAGAUUUCAUCAAAUUAUGCAGUUUGCUGAAAAGUUUGGAUUUACACCAGAAGAGUUUAAGCAUUACUUUAGUAAACUUCAACUAGAAAGUUUACAGAUAUGGAAAGCUUAUUCAACAAGGAAACAGUUCCAACAAUCUUUAAAUAUGAUUCAACCACUAGAUUCCGCUUGGGAGACAUUACCGAAAAAUCACAUUAAUCCAACAAUGGAUCAAUUACUUGAUGAUAUUAACAAAGAUAAUAAUCAGCUUAAAAACACAACAAUACCAUUCGAUGAUCCAUACUUAUUAUAUGAAAGUUUAUCAGUUUUAUUUACUCAAAUUGAAUAUGAAAUAAAUAAAAUGCGGAAAUUUUCUCUUGAAAAUGAAAUAACCAGUGAGAAACAUCAACAUAAUUCAAUUUAUAAUUCUUUAUCAACUCAUUCAUCAUCAUCAUUAUUAUUUGCACAACAACGUAGCCGAUCAUUAUCAUCAGAAUCAUCUGUAAAUCGAAAGUCAUCAUUAUCAACCAGACAAAGUACACGAACAAGUCAAAAAGGUACUGGAUCCCAUACUACUCCAACUUCAAUAGAAUCUGCAUCCAGAUCUAAAUCAGUUAGUAGUAGACGAAGUUUAUCAGCAGUUCAUUUUGAUGUACCUAGUAAAAGCAUCACUCAUGAAAUUAAAGAUCAAAAAAGCAAAUUUAGUCGAUUAACUUUAUUUGCUCAAGAAUUACAAGAAAUAUUAAAACAACUUCAUAUAAACAAUCAGAUACUGGUUUCAUUUGAUGAAGAAAAAAAUAAAAAUAGCUCUGAACACCCGUUUGAAGCGUAUAAAGUAUCACUGGAGAAUUUCGGUACACUUCUAAAUAAAGCUAAAAAUAUCCAUCUAAAUGAGUGGUCAGUGGAGGAGAAAUUAGAACCGAAUGUAUUAUUACAGAGAUUACAUUCAUUAAAUUAUGAAAAACCUUAUUUGGAUGUUUAUAAACGUUUGUAUGAUGAUAGUUUGUUUAUUAUAUCACAUCAUCCAUUUGAUCGGACUAUUCGUUCAAAUCAUUACACGUGGUGUAGUUGGUUCCAUGUGAAUAAAAUAGCUUUUAGACCAUAUCUACAAUUGAUUGAAGGACAUAUUCGAAAUUGGACAAGAGAACAAGAGGCAAUUUAUGAAGCGGCUAAAUUAAGCGCUGAAAUAUUACAAACUGAUGAUAUUAAUGGUUCAUCAACUGAACAAUCUCCUACAAAACCAAUUAAGAAAAAUUCUCCUAAAUCUCAAAAAGGUGCAAAAUCUAAACGUAAUCGUUCAAUCAGUGGAUCAGAGUCAGAAGAAAGUAUAGUACAAAAUGAAAUAAAGUCAUUAUUAGGCGAUCCAAAUGAAUUUAUUUUACCUGGAUCAUUGAAAGCUGCACAGAGAGAUCAGGAACGGGCUAAAUUGAAAAAAGAUUUAGAAGAACGUCAAAAAGAAACUAAACGUGUCAAAUCAGCCAAAAAGCCUACAGAAAAAGAAAUUCCUCUUACAGAGAAGAGAAAAACUUCUGGUAAGCGCAAUAAAUCGCCGCAUCCCAAGUCACCUGUUCAGAAGAACGAUCAAGAUGAUGAGUUGAUCCAACCACAACAGCUCAGAACCAAGAGAACAAGUAAUGAAUUUUGGCCGUUUACCGGUUACGAUAUUUCCAACUUGCUACCACAUAUAACUGGGGAAGUUACUCAUAUGUUCCCAACUGAUGGAGGUACAAUUAAAACACAGAGAAAUGAAAUUCCAACAGGUCAAGCAAAUUUACGAGUAAGCCUUAUGAAAGAUGGCCAUGUGUUUACAAUUCAUAAAAUUGAUGGUCCACCGGAGCCGAAUAUUCCAUAUGAAAAUCCUAAUGAAAUUAAAUUAAAUGAUCAAGAAAAUGAGGAGGGAUGUGAUGGCUUAAAAAUGUUUUCAUCACCAGAAUUAUUCAGCUCGAUUACAGCUUGUUUUUCUGAUGGCAUCUGUUUGGCUGUGUCUAGAGUGAACAAAAUUGAUCCACAACCUAAUCCGAAUUAUCAAAUAGAAUCUAAUCAACUGAAUAAAUUUAACAAAAAUAGUGAUAGUGAUUAUAACAAUGACUGCCGAAUCAGGCCAAAUUCUGUCAGUUUGAAUGAUAACAGUGAAACUACACAAAAUAAACCAUUUCAACAUUUCAUACAUCUCUCCACACCUGACGGUGCACAAGUAGCUGUUUAUCAUUGUGUCAAUGAAGUUUCAAAUCGUGCCAUUGAUGAGUGUGCAGAAGAAAAUAUCCCUUCAAAAGAAGCAUUAAUUAAUCCAGAAAGUAAAUGUCAAACAAACGAUGGGCAAAAUAAUGCACUUUUAAACUCACAACAUAGUAUAUUAUUGAAGUUAUCGUCAGCCAGAACUUGUAUCAAUGAUAGUAUCAACAUCGAUGACCUGAAAAAAGGUCUGAUAAAGAAUACGAAGUUACACGAUUUAUCACAUCCGACGGUAUAG